Messenger RNA from Cucurbita maxima (winter squash), 3207 nucleotides. RefSeq names its product F-box protein SKIP14-like. Bases 670 to 2955 code for a protein of 761 amino acids. Lineage: Eukaryota; Viridiplantae; Streptophyta; Magnoliopsida; Cucurbitales; Cucurbitaceae. The transcript has 3 exons. Gene Ontology annotation, molecular function: protein binding. The record is from RefSeq and is a predicted model, not a curated record. Gene Ontology annotation, cellular component: cytoplasm.
UCUCUCUCUCCAAGAACUCGAAUCUCUGCUUCUUCUCUCUCCCCCUUAUAACUCUCUCUCUCUCUCUGGUAGAAUUCUCCCAUUCCUGAAAGGAGCUUCCGGCAGUCACCGAUUUCUUUGCAGUAUUCCGAUCUACUAAGCUACGUUUUGGGGCAUUCCAUUCCGCCAGAUUUUGCCGUUUUUCCUUCUCUCUCUCUCUCUCAUUUAGGGUUUCCUCUUUCCUUCUGGUAAUCUCGUUUCGAUUUCAUUUGUUCUUCGAUUUCCGCUGUGUUCUCGUAUUUCUUCGUUCUUCGUUCGUUAUUCUUUCUGUAAUCCUUUAUUUUUUGUUUUAUUUGAUCUGAGAAAACCCAAAAAAGAAGAUAAAUUAUCGUAGUUUGUGAUUGUUUUUUCCGGAUAUAUUUGGUGCUGGUGCUUUCUUAGUAAUUUCCCCUUUGUUCACUCGCCUGUGCUUCAAUCUGGGUUUACGUUCUCAUCGAGAAACUCCCUGAAAUUUUGGUGUGCUUUGUUUUGUUUGCUAUCCGAAAUUGGGAGUUUUUUGUUUCUCGCUUAUUUUUUUUUAUUGCGGGAUCUUUUCUACUAAUUUUUUUCCCCCCCUCUUAAUUUUGUCAAUCCUUCUUUCCCUUGGCGCCGAAAUCAAUAGAAAAAUCUUGGGAUAGGGUGUACCUGUUAAUGGCCUUGAAUUUUUCAUAUCGACCCAUCUUUCCCGCACAUCUUUCGGAAGAAAAUUCGGUUUCUCCGAUGAGCAUUUCAGGUGUUCCCGAGAGAAAUUCUGACGUUUAUGGGAUGUCCUGGCUGAUUAAUCGGGAGCUAGAGAAUUGCCUUGAUUUUUUAGAGGACACCUGUGAAGGGGGUGGGUCGCGAGAUUGUGUCCCGGGGGAUGUUCUGGAUCUCUUGCCUUCAGAUCCAUUUGGAAUGGAUAUGAGUACCACUUUUACAGCGAUCACUGGCUGGCUGGACGAUCUGAAUGUAGACUAUGGUGGUGAUGGUGGUGGUUAUGGAAGAGAUGAGAGAGUUUUAGUUGAUGAGAGUAAUCAGCUUUUUGCUGGAUUGAACUAUAUUUGGAACAAUGCUUUUAGGCUCCAGUCGUUUCCCCAUGGAAAUGAAGGAAUUGUUCAUGGUUCUGGUGAGCGGGGGGGAUUCAGUGAGUGGUCUGAUGGGAGAAAAGUAGGUGGUUUGUCCUGCCAUACUGAUCCUCAAUCAUCAUAUGUUGUGGAUACAAUUCAGACCCUUGGUAUUGAACCUGAAAUUUCUGGAGGGGGAUUUGUUUCGUGGUCCGAUGAAAGAAAUGCAGGUGGUUUAUCCUGCCAUACUGAUCUUGAAUCACCAUAUGUUGUGGAUACAAUUCAAACUCUUGGUAUUGAACCUGAAAUUUCAGGAGGGGGAUUUGGUGCAUGGUCCGAUGGGAGAAUAUCUUUCCAUACUGAUCUUGAGUCACCACGACACGUUGUGGAUACGAUUCAGACUUUUAGUAUCGAGCCUGAAAUUUCUGGAGGGGGAUUCGGUGCGUGGUCUGAUGGGAGAACAGCGGACUGUGUAUCUUUCAGUACUGAUCUUGAGUCACCACGACACGUCGAUACAAUUCAGACUUUUAGUAUUGAACCUGCAAUUUCUGGAGGGGGAGUUGGUGCGUGGUCCGAUGGGAGAACCGCAGGCUAUGUAUCUUUCCAUACUGAUCUUGAGUCACCACGACACGUUGUGGAUACAAUUCAGAGUCUUGGUAUUGAGGCUGAAAUUUCAGGAGGGGGAUUCAGUGCGUGGUCUGAUGGGAUAACAGCGGGCUGUGUAUCUUUCUGUACUGAUCUUGAGUCACCACGACAUGUUGUGGAUACGAUUCAGACUUAUAGUAUUGAACCUGAAAUUUCUGGAAGGGGAUUCGGUGCGUGGUCUGAUGGGAGAACAGCAGGCUGUGUAUCUUUACGUACCGAUCUUGAGUCAUCACGACAUGCUGUGGAUACAAUUCAGACUUUUAGUAUUGAACCUGAAAUUUCUGGAGGGGGAUUUGGUGCAUGGUCUGAUGGGAGAAGAGCAGGUGGUGUAUCUUGCCAUACCGAUCCCGAAUCACCACCAUAUUCUCUGGAUAUAAUUCGUACUUUUAGUAUCGAGCCCGAAAUUUCUGAGGUGCAACCUGUAGUUCUUCAAGAGGGAAAUUGUGUCUCUUCCGAUUUAGGCGAACCUCCUCACACAGCUUUAAAUUUUGUGCUCGGUUAUCUGGGAACGCGGGAACUUCUCGUUAUUGAAUCGGUUUGCAAGUCCCUGCAGUCAACUGCAGAAGACGACCCUUUCUUUUGGAGAAACAUUAACAUAUGUGGAAAGGUGGAUGUGAAAAUUACAGACGACAUUCUCUUAAAAUUGACUAGCAAGGCUCAAGGUGGUCUGGAAAGUCUGAGCCUUGUGAACUGUGUAAUGAUAAGUGAUAAUGGUCUCAACGAGGUUCUUCUCAAUAAUCCCAAGGUCACAAAGUUAUCUGUUCCGGGAUGCACGAGGCUCACCAUUGGAGGCAUUGUAGAUAGUUUGAAGGCCUUCAAGUCGAUAGGUAGACCGGGAUUGAAACAUUUAAGUAUAGCAGGAAUGUAUGGAGUAACAGAAGCUCAUUUUAAAGAGUUGGAGAAGCUGUUAUUAGGAACUGACAACUUGACUCAGCUAAACACCCACGAGCCUCGAUUCUAUCGGGGUGGAAUUCAUUUUCCAUUGUGCAACGAUGGACGUGCCAUCGACAUAGAACGAUGCCCGAAAUGCAUGAACAUGAGGAUUGUUUAUGACUGCCCGGUGGUUGGGUGCAAGGGAAUAAAAGAAGGCGACACCGACCCGAAUGCGAACGCGCAGAGAUGCAGGGGAUGCACGCUUUGUAUAGCUCGGUGCAAUUGGUGUGGACGUUGUAUCGACGAGACAGUACACGAGGAGACGUUUUCUCUGGAUUUGCGUUGCAUUGAUUGUGGGAAGAAGAUAUCUGGGUAAUGAGUUGCUUAUUAUUAUUUAUUAUUAUUAAUUACUGAACAAGAUUUUGAUUUAAUAUCCAUUUUUGUUGUUCAUCUCUAUUCAAUUUUGGUCCUGAAGGAGUUCUGUAUUAUUUUGAAAUUUGUGUUAAAGUUCUGCACCAUUCAUUCAUCUAUGUGCUUCUUGUAACAACUUAGAUGUCAUGUUGUUGGGAAGUUUCAAUAAUGAAAAUGAAAUACAUUUAUAUGUGAUGUUGGGAAGUUACAAUUUGUU